AUGUGACGCAAAACAGGGGAGCGUAAACGGAUUUCGGCCAUUGUAAUUUCCUCUCGAAAUAUAAACGGGGAUUCCGACGAAAAACUUCUGUUCACAGCCUUAUAUAACGAUAUAAAAGUAAAUUAAAUGACAUAAAAUGUUAUUGCUACCUCUGCUACUCGCGGCCGUGGCGAAACACGAUGCUAGAAACGAGCAAACGAUUUGCGACGGUCUAAUCUUCCAUGAUGUAUACCAUGAUCAACAUAUUCUAUUGAAGAACUUGGGAAGGCCUAACAAUCUGGUCAUGCACAGGUUUACUGGCACUCUGUUCUUCAGUCAAACCAUACAGAGGGGCACGGAUGUCGACUUCGUCAUCAUGGCCUGUCAGAUCUACGAAAAGAAUGCACCGUGUCAAGAAAUCAUGGGAGUAGCUGGGGGUUACGCAAUAGCCUACGACGAAGGUAAUGACGACAUAUAUUUCGGCGGGCACAACGGUAUAUACAAGUACAACUUCCUUAAGAAAUCAGCAGAAUUCUUCGCUGAGGAGGGCAAAUCGAUCUGGGGAUUGUUCAUCCAGAAAAACUUUUAUUACAUAGAAUAUCCGACGCAGAAACUCUACGUUUACCAAAAUGAGAGGUUCAUGCAAGUCGCAGAAGCAAUGAACAUUGAAAUUGAUAAUUUCUUCAUAUCUAAAAAGGGUGAAGUGUAUCUAUCUAACAAAACAGCAUUGUACAAAGUUGAGAAAAUGAGUAAAUAUAUUGUGAUGAUCGAUGAUGAAGUUGCUGUUAGACAAAUAAUAGAUGAUAGUUACGGUGAUGUGUAUUUCUGUGGUGCGGAUGGUGUAUACCUUGAAGAUAAGCCCUAUAAUAGAAUUAAAAAGAUAGCUGAUAUUAACAAGGCCUUUGGAAUGACAUUCGAUGAAAAGGAUAAUGUAAUCUACUCAGAUGAACGUGCAAUAUAUGCUUUACGGCCCAGUAAUAAGAGUGAAAUUUGCUUUGUUAAUUCUGAUAUAGAGUACAGAGAUGCGUUGGAUCUAUUACGUGGUUAUAUUGUUGACUAGGUUUGUUAGUGUUCAGCAUCAUCAUCCAAAUAUGAUAUUGGUAUUGCAUUUU
Messenger RNA from Colias croceus (clouded yellow), 1091 nucleotides. Its product is annotated as ommochrome-binding protein-like. The record is from RefSeq and is a predicted model, not a curated record. The transcript has a single exon. Lineage: Eukaryota; Metazoa; Arthropoda; Insecta; Lepidoptera; Pieridae. The coding region runs from base 137 to 1039 and encodes 300 amino acids. Gene Ontology annotation, molecular function: protein binding.